This is a messenger RNA of Zasmidium cellare ATCC 36951, 1767 nucleotides long. RefSeq lists its product as uncharacterized. The record is from RefSeq and is a predicted model, not a curated record. The transcript is spliced from 4 exons. Lineage: Eukaryota; Fungi; Ascomycota; Dothideomycetes; Mycosphaerellales; Mycosphaerellaceae. Gene Ontology annotation, molecular function: NADP binding; flavin adenine dinucleotide binding; N,N-dimethylaniline monooxygenase activity. The coding region runs from base 1 to 1767 and encodes 588 amino acids.
AUGGCGGGUUUCGAAGACACAGGAACGGAGCCGUGGCCAGAGAUUCCCAUUGGAAACAAGAACCAUGGCAAUGCAGCUGUGGUCAUCAUUGGAGGAGGGAUCUCUGGCAUAUGUGUUGCCAUUGACCUGUUGAAGAGGAACAAGUGCCGGAACUUCAUUAUCAUCGAGAAGAGCUCAAGUUUGGGUGGUACAUGGCUAGACAACAAAUACCCAGGUUGCUGCUGCGAUGUCUGGAGUAUGCUCUACAGCUACAGCUUCGCACAGAACCCAGACUGGUCGCGCGAAUACCCUGGCCAAGAAGAGAUCCUCUCCUACCUGAUUAAAGUUGCCCAAGAGUACAAGCUGCUCCAGCACUUUAGAUUUAACACUUCAGUUCAAGAUGCGACUUGGGAUGAUGAGGCGAAGAAGUGGAAGAUCAACGUCAAGACCGCUCCGGGGAGCAAAGAGGCGGAAUACAACCCAGAAUACGAGAUCAAGGCAGACUUCCUUGUCAGUGCUGUUGGACAGCUGAACGUUCCGCAGUGGCCCAGCAUUGAUGGCAUCGAUACUUUCCCUGGCAAGAAGAUGCACUCUGCGAGAUGGGAUUGGUCGUAUGACCUGAAAGACAAGAAGAUUGCUCUAGUUGGAAAUGGCUGCACCGCUGUUCAGAUCCUCCCUGAAAUCGCCAAAGUCGCCAAGCACGUCACGAUCUUCCAGAGGACUCCCAACUGGGUCGUUCCCCGUCUGGAUGGGCCAGUGUCGCCCUUCUGGCGUGGCAUGUACAAAUACGUGCCUGGUGUCAUGGCUCGCAAACGAGCGGCUUUGAUGGAUUUCCGAGAGUGGACUUGGGGAUUUGUGAGUGAGGCAGGCGGUCAGACGGCGCAGUUGUUUGCGGAUCAGUCGAAGCAGAUGAUGGAGCGGCAGCUUCCCGACCGUCCUGACCUUUGGGAAAAACUCACUCCAAAGUACAACGUCGGCUGUAAACGCAUCAUUAUCUCAGACGACUACUUCCCAGCCAUCGCCCAAGAGAACGUCUCCCUCGAAACUCGAAACAUCCACAGCGUACAAGGAAGCAGCGUCAAGGUCGCCGGUUCAGAUGGCAACCCCGUGUCCACCUCAGCCGACGAUUACGACCUUCUCGUCUGCGCAACAGGAUUCAAGACCGUCGACUUCAUGCACCCCAUCAAGCUAAAGGGAAAAUCCGGCCGCCCAAUCGACUCAGUCUGGCAAGACGGCGCCCGCGCUCUCUACGGCAUGACCGUCGAAGACAUGCCCAACUUCGGCAUGCUCUACGGUCCGAACACGAACCUCGGACAUAACAGCAUCAUCCUCAUGAUCGAAGCGCAGAGUCGAUACAUCAACGGGCUGAUCAAACCUGUUCUGGAAGCCCGCAAGCAAGGCAAAGCGCUCAGUCUGACGCCGACGAAAGAGCGGAUGGAGGAGUUCAACGCUCAGUUACAGAAAGAGCUCGCGAAUAGUGCUUUCAACGAUCCGAAUUGCAAUUCGUGGUAUAAGAAUGAGAAGGGUGUGAUUACGAAUAACUGGAGCGGGACGGUGGUGGCGUAUCAGAAGAUGGUGGAGGACGUUAGGUUUGGCGAGUAUGUCGCCGAAGGGAGCGGGAAGGAUGUGGUGGAGGGCAAGGGCACGUUGCAUGUAGGAAGAGUGAAGGAAGAGACGAGUGUGAGCGAUAAGACGCUGGUGCUGAUGGGAGCCGCGAGCACGGCGGCGUUGGUGGGUGGGUGGUUGCUGAGGAAUUCGAGAUAUCUCCAGAGUGUGAGGGCUAGGUAA